AUGGCUAAAACUGGAACGAAAGAGGUGUUUUUCUUCAAUUUGUUAUCUCGGGAAGUCAUAACCUUGCCAGAGUGUGAUCUGGAUUUUUCUAAGAUUGCGUUCUCUUGUCCUCCUACAUCAGAUAACUGUGUGGUGGUAGCGAUAAGGUUUAAGGAAUACACUGUCAAGAUCAACACUUGCCAUCCAGGAGAUGCUAAGUGGGUUACUGCUAAAUUCGAUAAUGGAACGCGGAUGUAUAGGCAGAGCAACCUUGUCUACCACAAUGAUCGAUUCUAUUGCAUCAACGGGGCAGGAGUUUUGUUUAACUUUCACCCAUCUUCGGGUAUGUGGACUCCUUUCGGUGUUCAUAAACUCUCAUGCCCGUAUAUCUGCGAUAGAGUGCAAUAUGGACGGAAGGCGAAAACAGUUGCCUUGGCAGAGAAGAAAGGAGAGCUCUAUGUAAUGUUUGCAUGCAUGAACGAGAUCCCGAUGGUUUAUAAACUAGUCUCUUUGAGGUGGGAGGAGGUGAGUAGGACUACACUUGAUAGCUUGACGAUCUUUUUCGGUUUUCAUAACUCUGAGUUGAGAACUAAUCUCCCUUGGAUGCGGAGCAAAGUCUAUUUCUCAAGGUUCGGACGCGAUCCCGAACCUUGUAUUUCCUACUCAUUCAAUGAAAACCUGUACAAUUCGGACAAGGAAUGGUGUAGGGUGGAACUGUGUCAUCGUCCAAUGCUAUGGAUCGAUCCGCCUCCCAAGAAUUUGUUGGACCUCAUGUCCGUUAGCUCUUUACAUAACAGUUGA
This is a messenger RNA of Camelina sativa (false flax), 780 nucleotides long. Its product is annotated as F-box protein At4g00893-like. Lineage: Eukaryota; Viridiplantae; Streptophyta; Magnoliopsida; Brassicales; Brassicaceae. The record is from RefSeq and is a predicted model, not a curated record. Gene Ontology annotation, molecular function: protein binding.